GCGGGCCCGGCUCAUCAGGGCCCAAAUCCGGCCGUCGGAGCACGGAUCGCAUCGGAUCCGCCGAAGCACGGAUCGCAAUGGAUCCGCCUUACGCUGGCUGAGAGACCCGCCGAUUGACCUAGCGGACUCCGGGAGUCACUCUGGUUCGCCGUGGUUCCUCGCCGUCCGUCCCGUCCGCCGGCGCGACUCGCGAGAAAGGCCGCCGAACACACCUUCUGCUCCAGUGGCCCAGUGAGCCGUCCUUUGCCUCCUUGCUUGGUUUAGGGCAUCUCCAAUUUUGGAAAUUUUACUGAAAUUUCAUAAACCCUGAGUGUAAACCUUGUAUCCCCUCAACCAGAAGUGACAACAAAAACAAAAUGUACUGGAGUGCUAUUACUAAUCCACUAGUCACCUGUAGAAAGAAACGUUUGAUCUCAAGCAAAGAAGAGAAGAUCCCCCUGCCGCCAUGGAAAAAGACUGCAAAAGCAUCACCAAUGUUGCCCGCUGGGUCAAGCUGCUGAAGAUCGACGGCUACUGUGCUGCCAAAACCAUGGGCAAUGAGGAUUGCAUCAAAUCCAGCUGUAGCGUUGGUGGGUAUGACUGGGAGAUCUGUAUCUAUCCUGCGAUGGUGCCACCUGAUCGGCGUGCUCGCGACCGCACUCCGUGGGUAGUAGUGAAGCUCGUGUUCCUCAGUGAAACCUGCCCUUCCAUCGUGAGGGCGAAUCUGAGCUGUCGUUUGGUUGAUCCGAGAGGUGUGCUUGGUCCAUCUCCAGAGAAGAGUGUGUCAUGUAUAUUCAAUCGUUCGUGGAUAUCCCGCUGCCUCGAGAUGUGCUCGCCUUUUGUUAACGAAGAUUGCUCGCUUCCAGUUUGCCUCAAGUCGACAGGCGAGCUAGCAGCAUCGGGUUAUCUCAGGAAUGAUUCUUUUACCGUGCAAUGCACCAUCACGGUGCUCAAGGAGGAUGUGCCAGCAGCGAGGAUCCCGGUUAAAGAAGUGUCUGUAUCAUCCCCUAGCUUGCAACACCACCUUGCUGAACUCCUGCAUAACAAGACAGGAACAGAUGUCACAUUUCUCGUUUCCGGCAAGUCUUUCGCUGCGCACAAGCUCAUUCUCGCUGCAAGGUCCCCUGUGCUCAUGGCCGAGUUCUUUGGGCACAUGAAGGAGACGAGCUCUCAACAUGUGGAGAUCAAUGAAAUAGAGGCGGUGGUGUUCAAGGCGUUGCUGUACUUCAUCUACACUGACUCUGUGCUGGAAUUCGGUCUGCAGCAUGAGGCGGUGACAAUGUUGGCUCAGCAUCUACUUGCAGCUGCAGACCGGUAUGGACUGGACAGGCUCAAGGAGAUCUGCCAAGGCAAGCUCUCUGAUGGCAUCAGUGUGGACACCGCGGCGACCACUUUGGCUUUGGCUGAGCAGCACAAUUGCCCACAGCUCAAGGCUAAGUGUGUUGAGUUCAUUGUUAGCACUCCUGCAAUUCUUGAUGCUGUCUUGGCGACGGAUGGAUAUAAGCAUCUGGAGGCAAGCUGCCCUACGGUGUUGCCUGACCUUCUCAAGUCUGCACGUGGGAGAAACAGUUGAUGGGUAGCAAUGGUGCUAAAGGUCCAAGAUUUGGCAAUGCUUAUAAUUCCUGUUCGUACGUGCUUGCCGUGAAAGCAUUGUGUA
Brachypodium distachyon (stiff brome) is the source of this 1636-nucleotide messenger RNA. RefSeq names its product BTB/POZ and MATH domain-containing protein 1. Bases 446 to 1552 code for a protein of 368 amino acids. The transcript has a single exon. Gene Ontology annotation, biological process: protein ubiquitination. The record is from RefSeq and is a predicted model, not a curated record. Lineage: Eukaryota; Viridiplantae; Streptophyta; Magnoliopsida; Poales; Poaceae. Gene Ontology annotation, molecular function: protein binding.